AUGUAUGCUGAUCAUAAUAUGCAUUUCUGGCCAUCAGGACAUUGUUGUAACGAAUCUUUAUUGUCGCGCGAUAUGGAUAGUUUGAUUGAAGCGAUGGCGGUUCGUGAACUUCGUUCAAAACGUCUCUAUCAACGGUAUAUUUUGCCAUCAGACGUAUUUUGUCGUACAAACACAUACAAACCAAUUCCAAUGCCACAGCCAAUACCUACUCGAUUCAGUAGUUUCAAUAUAGAUCGUUCUCUUGACAUGCGUCCUAUACUACCGAAACCUAUAACACCAGUUGAAUUGCCACGUAUCAAUCUUACGCGUUACCAAUCACCUUUAUUUUGUCAACAUUGCUGUCGUCAUGAUUUUCCAAGUUUAAAUUCAUAUAAUCGUGAGCCAUCGUUUUUUCCUCUAGCACAACAUUAUUAUCGUUUUCAAAUUGAUUAUGAAAGAUUUCAUCAAAAUAAAAGUUAUACUACAAGACAAUUGAAUUUAAAACGCCGUUGGAAAGCCUACGGUUUUAUAUUGAUAUUUUAUUUUAUGUUAAAAAGAAAUUUGCGUGUAGCAAAAAAAAAAAAGACCUAUUAUCAUCGUGAUUAUUGUCGUAUUCGUUUUCUUGAAUUGUUAACAGCUGUACAUCGAGUUUAUCUCGAACCGAAUUCUCCUAUCUAUAAGGCUCUAUCAUAUGUUGUUAAUCAUUCAUCUCAAUUGUUAAAUGAAGAACAGUUAUUUCAUUGUGCAGAAACCAUUAUAAACAAUAUAUCAGAUUUCUUACCUCAUAAUGGCAUUUUAGGUACAAAUAGCGAUGAUUCAGUUCUAAUUUAUUUACUGAACUGUUCUCUUGAACAAUAUCCACCAACAUACUUGUGGUCUAUUGAAAGGCAUCUUCUUUCAAUGAGUUAUACAAAGAUGAAAGCAAAAGGCCUGACACAAUUAGAUCAUUUCACAACAAAAUUUGUGCUCAUAUCAACAUUUAUAUUUCGUUGUUUAAUUAAAACACUUCUAUUAAAACCAGUUAAAUAUCGUUUAAGACGUGGACAACUGAAUCGUACGCAAUGGGUAAACACGCGUCUGUUAUCCACAUUGAUACUUUGUGUAGCACGUCAUGCGGUUUUAUACAACGAAACAACUCAUUUGCCAAUGCCAUUUCCGUUUGAAAUGAAAAAUUAUUUAAUGGAUGACGAGAAAUUAGAAAAAGUUUUUAAAAACAUUAACCAACUAAUUGAAUCUACAGCACCGAAACUUAGCUCGUGGUCUUGUGAAUAUGCUGAUCGAUUACAACGUCGUAUAAGCAAAAUGAAAAUGCGAAAAUAA
Molecule: messenger RNA, 1299 nt
Organism: Rotaria socialis
Lineage: Eukaryota; Metazoa; Rotifera; Eurotatoria; Philodinida; Philodinidae
Source: the annotation of a GenBank genome assembly